AGGGGCGUGUGUAAGAUGGCGGCUCUCGGGGCGUGGGGCUCUGUGGCCGUGCCCGCGCGGCUGUCGCGCGUGGCGCGAACGCUGUGGGGCUGGCGCGCGCGGCGGGGGCUCGGGCAGGACGCGGGGGCCGCGGACGAAGGAAGAGCCGCCAAGCCUGCCUUUGCGGAUGAAGCGGUUCAGAAUCUGCUGUACAAGAUGACAGGGCUCAACCUGCAGAAGGUUUUUAGGCCGGUGAAAAAGGAGCUUAAGCCGCCCAAGUACAAGCUGAUGACAGAAGCUCAGCUGGAGGAGGCUACAAGAAAAGCCAUUGAAGAAGCUAAAGAAAAACUAAUUAUGCCCCCUGUUUUGAAUGAACGAGAGCCAAUUGAUGAUGUCUUAGCAGAAGACAAAUUCCUUGAAGGAACAGAAACUACAAAAUAUGUGUUUACAGACUUAACUUAUUCCAUUCCACAUCGUGAACGUUUCAUUGUAGUUAGAGAACCAAAUGGUAUAUUACGCAAAGCAACCUGGGAAGAACGAGACAGAAUGAUACAGAUAUUCUUCCCAAAAGAAGGGCGCAGAGUUAUUCCCCCAGUGGUAUUCAAGGAUGAACAUCUUGUGACUGUGUUCCAGCAAGACCGUCAUGAGGAUAUCCUUAACAUGUGCAUUGCUCAGUUUGAGCCUGAUUCACCUGACUAUAUCAGAGUUCAUCAUCGGACAUAUGAUGACAUAGAGAAACAUGCCAAAUAUGAUCUGCUUCGUUCAACAAGACACUUUGGAGGCAUGGUAUGGUAUCUAGUAAACAAAAAGAAAACGGAUGGCUUACUCAUAGAUAUGAUCCACAGAGACUUGCUGGAUGAUGCUACAAGUUUAAUUACGCUGUAUCAUAUGCUUCAUCCUGAAUGUCCAUCAGCCAAUGAAGCUAAAGAACGGAAACUUCAAGGAGUUGAUCUGAUCAAGAUAUUUGUGAAAACUGAAUCCCAGAGAGAAGGCUAUAUACAACUGGCUCUCCAGGCUUAUGAAGAAGCAAUGGCUACUUCUACAGCUUCAUGAAACAAGUCUUAGUUCAUCAUAAGUUUUUAAGUCUGUUAAUAAACAUUCUCUGUACAGGAUUCUACAAUAAAUACUUUGAACAACUGA
Molecule: messenger RNA, 1119 nt
Organism: Grus americana (Whooping crane)
Lineage: Eukaryota; Metazoa; Chordata; Aves; Gruiformes; Gruidae
Gene: MRPS22
Product: mitochondrial ribosomal protein S22
Exons: 8
Coding region: 16-1032 (338 amino acids)
Cellular component (GO): mitochondrial small ribosomal subunit
Molecular function (GO): structural constituent of ribosome
Source: RefSeq, a predicted model, not a curated record